UCGGUUGUCAUGGGGACGGCGGCGUAGGCAGACGCUGGCGUCAGCGGGCGGCGUGCUGCCCGCACUGCGGCAGCUGACCUGCUCUCAGAACCUGGGCAGCUGGCAGCUGUGGUGGCUACGCGGUCGCCUUCCUCACGGCCCGCCCCGCCUCGCGCGGGGAGCUUCUGCGCACGGCCCCCGGCGCCUGCGCUGGCGGGACGGGCUGUCUGCCGCUCUGCGCUGACCUCUGCGAUUCUGAUUACAACUCAGUGCUCUCCAUAAAGCUGAAAUAUGCCCACUGUUGAGAGUGAAGCCAAGGUAAAUACGGAAGUUUGCUUUGAGGAAUCGCUUAAGACCCACAAUGAUCUAAUAUGUGAAAGAAAAAAACUGAAGAAAAAUAUUGGCAAAUCUGGAGAAAAAAUCUCACUUGACACUGUUAGAUGCAAUCUUCAGAAAACUAAAGAAACUAAAAGUGGUGAUGUAAGUGCUACUAACAGUAGUAAACCAGAGAAGAGUAUGCCAGUCACUAAAAACAAACUAAAAAAUCCAGAUGAUGAUGUUAGUGUAGAGGAAGACAAGCAAGAAAAGACAAAUAAAAAGGUUAUAAAAACAGUGCUCCAGGUGACUGCACAAGAAAUGGAACUGGAAACUCCUGAGAAGGUGGAUUCUACACAUCAGAAAGCACGAACAAAGUCACAGCCAGGUGUUGCUCAUCAGAAAAGAGAGAAGGCAAAUGAAGAAAGAGAAAAUAAUAAUUUAGAUGAGGAAAAAGAGCUGAUGCAAGCAUACCAACUCCAAGUAGCAGAAGAAAUGGCAAAGGAGUUUAAGAAGAAAAUAAGAAAGAAACUCAAAGAACAGUUGACUUACUUUCACUCAGAUGCUUCAUUGCAUGACGACAAAUUGAGCAAUGAAAAAAGAAAAAAGAAAAAAAAAGUUCCAAUCCUGUCUAAAGCUGAAACAAGUAUAUUGAACAUCUCUGAUAAGAAAGUUGGAGGUGAACAAAAGAAAGAAUCUCCAGUUGAAGCAGUUACUUCAGAUUCUCAUCAAGAAGAUGAAUUAAGCUCAAUGGAACAAAGUAUAGAAGACAGCAUGCAAGAUGACACAAAAUCCAAACCAAAAAAGAAAGAGAAGGCUAAAGCAGUUUCAGAUGAUAAUGAAGACACUGACGGUGAUGGUGUUCAUGAAGUUACAAACCGAGAUAGUCCAGUUUAUCCCAAAUGUUUACUCGAUGAUGACCUUGUCCUGGGAGUUUACAUUCACCGAACUGAUAGACUUAAGUCAAAUUUUAUGAUUUCUCAUCCGAUGGUAAAAAUUCAUGUGGUUGAUGAGAAUACUGGUCAAUAUGUCAAGAAAGAUGAUAGUGAACGCCCUGUUUCUUCUUAUUAUGAGAAAGAAACUGUGGAUUAUAUUCUUCCUAUUAUGACCCAGCCAUAUGAUUUUAAACAGUUAAAAUCAAGACUUCCAGAGUGGGAAGAACAAAUUAUAUUUAAUGAAAACUUUCCUUAUUUGCUUCGAGAUUUUGAUGAAAGCCCUAAAGUCAUUCUGUUCUUUGAGAUUCUUGACUUCUUAAGCAUGGAUGAAAUUAAGAAUAACACUGAAGUUCAAAACCAAGAAUGUGGCUUUCGAAAAAUUGCCUGGGCAUUUCUCAAGCUUCUAGGAGCUAAUGGGAAUGUAAACAUCAAUUCAAAACUUCGCCUACAGCUGUAUUACCCACCUUCUAAACCUCGAUCCCAAUUAAAUGUUGUUGAGGUUUUUGAAUGGUGGUCAAAAUGUCCAAGAAAUCGUUAUCCAUCAACGUUGUAUGUAACUGUAAGAGGACUGAAAGUUCCUGAAUGUAUAAAGCCAUCUUACCGUUCUAUGAUGGCUCUUCAGGAGGAAAAAGGUAAACCAGUGUAUUGUGAACGACACUGUGAACCAAGUUCAACAGAUACAGAACCUGGACUGGAAGAUUCAAAGGAAGUAGUAAAUUGGAAACGACUGCCUGGGCAGGCUUGUCGUAUCCCAAACAAGCACCUCUUCUCACUAAAUGCAGGAGAAAGAGGAUGUUUUUGUCUUGCUUUCUCUCACAAUGGAAGAAUAUUAGCAGCAGCCUGUGCCAGCCGGGAUGGAUAUCCAAUUAUUUUAUAUGAAAUUCCUUCUGGGCGUUUCAUGAGAGAAUUGUGUGGCCACCUCAAUAUCAUUUAUGAUCUUUGCUGGUCAAAAGAUGAUCGUUAUAUCCUUACUUCAUCAUCUGAUGGAACUGCCAGGAUAUGGAAAAAUGAAAUAAAUAAUACAAAUACUUUCAGAGUUUUACCUCAUCCUUCUUUUGUUUACACUGCUAAAUUCCAUCCUGCUGUAAAAGAGCUGGUGGUUACAGGAUGCUAUGAUUCUGUUAUACGGAUAUGGAAAGUGGAUAUGAGAGAGGAUCCGGCCAUACUGAUCCGACAGUUUGACACUCACAGGAGUUUCAUCAACUCUCUCUGUUUUGAUAUCGAAGGUCAUCACAUGUAUUCAGGAGACUGCACAGGGGUGAUUGUUGUUUGGAAUACCUAUGUUAAGGUUAAUGAUGUGCAACAUUCAGUGCGCCACUGGAGUGUUAAUAAGGAAAUUAAAGAGAGUGAGUUUAAGGGGAUUCCAGUAAGUUAUUUGGAGGUUCAUCCCAAUGGAAAACGUUUGUUAAUCCAUACAAAAGACAGUACUUUGAGAAUUAUGGAUCUCCGAAUAUUAGCAGCAAGGAAAUUUGUAGGUGCAGCAAAUUAUCGGGAAAAGAUUCAUAGUACUUUGACACCAUGUGGGACUUUUCUCUUUGCUGGAAGUGAGGAUGGUAUAGUAUAUGUUUGGAACCCAGAAACAGGAGACCAAGUAGCAAUGUAUUCUGACCUGCCAUUCAAGUCACCCAUUCGAGACAUUUCUUACCAUCCACUUGAAAAUAUGGUUGCAUUUUGUGCAUUUGGGCAGAAUGAACCAAUUCUUCUAUAUAUUUAUGAUUUCCGUGUUGCCCAGCAGGAGGCUGAAAUGUUCAAACGCUACAAUGGAACAUUUCCAUUGCCUGGAAUACAUCAAAGUCAGGAUGCUUUAUGCACCUGUCCUAAACUGCCUCAUCAAGGCUCUUUUCAUAUUGAGGACUAUGUCCACACUGACAGUUCUUCAGUGAAGAUGCAGCAAGUGAAACAGAGGCUCGAUUCUGUCACAGAAGUGAUACGAGCCUGUGCUGCAAAGGUUAACAAAAAUCUCUCAUUUACUUCAACAUCAGCCUCCUCACAGCAGUCUAAGUUAAAACAGUCAAACAUGCUGGCUGAUCAUCAGAUUCUACAUCAGUUUGGUUUCACUCAGACCGGGACUGUCAGCAUAGAAAAAAAGCCUUGUAACCAUCACAUAGAUACAGCACCAACGGUAGUGGCUCUUUAUGACUACACAGCGAAUCGAUCAGAUGAACUCACCAUCCAUCGUGGAGACAUUAUCCGAGUGUUUUUCAAAGAUAAUGAAGACUGGUGGUAUGGCAGCGUAGGAAAGGGACAGGAAGGUUAUUUUCCAGCUAAUCAUGUGGCUAGUGAAACACUGUAUCAAGGACUGCCUCCAGAGAUAAAGGAGCGAUCCCCUCCUUUAACCCCCAAGGAAAAAACCAAAAUGGAAAAACCUUUUUCAGCUUUUCAAAAGCAGUCAGUCACUAAGGACAAGUCCCAGGAUUUCAGACAGGGCUCAGAGUCUAUGACACAUUCUGAAGUGGGCAAAGAGCAGGGCCAUGAGGACCGUGGACACUUAGUGGAUAUGCAGGUGAAGAAGAAUGAGCAAGCUGGCCGAAAAGUCACCCUAAUAGAGUAAAAAGUUGAAGAAAGAAGAGACAAAGAAACAAAUACACAGAAAUGAAGUAAAUUAAACCAAAUGGCAUUUCCUUCAGAGUUCAGAAUUUUCAGAUACUAAGGAAGAAAGGAUCCACUACUUCUUAUGAAAAUCUAAAAAUGUCAGAAGCGAGGUAUGGGUGGAAAAAUUUUUUAAUGUGGCCUUUUGAGCUUAAUUGUUAUAAACCAUUGUGAUAGUUGUUGAUCAAAGUAUUGGUACUUGUAUUUAUUAAUAAUUGCAUCAAAAUGAUAUUAUCACUGUUGGAAAACCAAUAAAGAAAAAACCAUAAUUGCUAGUCAACAAAUGUGAGUAAAAAGUGUUUACAUUGUCAGGAUGUCUGUCAAGUAAUCAAUUAAUAUUAUUAUAUCUUUAAUGUGGUUAUAUGUAUAAUGUCAUACACAGACUAUGAAAUAUCUGCUUUUGAAAUUUAACUUUAUUUAAAAGCUAAGCUGCUUCACAAUAUUAUGUAUUCAAAAUGGUCCCAGUAAGAAAGGCAUUAAAAGGGAACAAAUUUGUUUGUUUUGAGUGAAUCAUAUAUGUAACAUGAUACACAUAGAGUAAAUAUGGCUUUUAGCUAGAUAGGCAACAGUAUUACAAGUUACUUUACAUUUUAAAAAAGCAUUUCAUAUUUAAGCAAGUAAUUGAUUUGUGGACUUAAAUUGUUCAGUACUUAUGUUAGUCUUAAUAUUUGUUUUAAGUUAUUACAUUGCAUUAUUUAUUUAUUUAGUUCCAGAACAAUGGUGUUAUUACUAUGUGACUAUAUUUUAAAAUGUAGUGUUACAAUCAUUUCUUUGUUUUUUCUUGACUCUUCUCAGCUAUGUGAUUAUAAGACUGUCAGCAAAAUAUUUAAACCCACAAAGGUCAAAACUAAUAUAAAAUUAGAAAACUUAUUUACAAAGUUAGACAAUUGAUUCCAUUAAAAUAAGAAGUGAGAAAAACUGUGUUGGGCAUUGAGGUGUAAAUUUUGCCCAGAUGUGUACCCAAUGUGAAAUAUCUUCUAGUAAAAAUACAUUUGGCUCUUAUCCCUGCACAUGUUAGAGAAGCAUGAAAAUUGGUAAACAUGCCCAUCCUGCUGUGUAGAACCUAAAUGGAGGGUGUGAGGAGGGGAGCCAUUUUUCUAGUGGCAAGUGGCCAGGAUGACUGCAGAAGCCCUCAGCAAUCUGCAUAGAGGUCUGUUCUGAUCACUCUGAGCCACUGUUGAUCUGGAGGCAGACAUCUGUUCUUCAGGUACAGUUGGACCCAACCAGCUUGAGUCACCCUUGUACAAGCUUCUUUUUUUGUCUUGUGAAUGCACUUGAUAAUUAAAAAAUAAAAAUAUGCAUCUCUCUGCAG
Manis pentadactyla (Chinese pangolin) is the source of this 5130-nucleotide messenger RNA. RefSeq names its product Abelson helper integration site 1 (gene AHI1). Lineage: Eukaryota; Metazoa; Chordata; Mammalia; Pholidota; Manidae. Gene Ontology annotation, biological process: motile cilium assembly. The transcript is spliced from 26 exons. The coding region runs from base 271 to 3780 and encodes 1169 amino acids. Gene Ontology annotation, molecular function: protein binding. Gene Ontology annotation, cellular component: ciliary basal body. The record is from RefSeq and is a predicted model, not a curated record.